Molecule: messenger RNA, 471 nt
Organism: Prunus armeniaca (apricot)
Lineage: Eukaryota; Viridiplantae; Streptophyta; Magnoliopsida; Rosales; Rosaceae
Source: the annotation of a GenBank genome assembly
AUGGAAUUGCCAAGAACCGAGAAGAUGAGGGUUCAAAGGCAGUACUGCACAUUCCUAAAAAACAAAAAUGAUGCACAGGUAUUUCCAGAGACCAAUUCUGCCAAAAAAGGGAAAGAGCCGAAAGCACUUCUCCAGGCAGAACAAGUAAUCCAGCCACAGAAGAUGUUGGAAGCAGAAUCUCCAGUCAAGCCUUCUAUCCAUCUUGCCUCAUCCUCAGACAGUCAACUUAAACCUUCACAAGUACAAGGAAAAUCUGAACCUAUUCCAGUAGAAGGGCAAGAGGACUGGACUGAGGAAUAUGAAGAGGAACAACUAGAUUAUGAACCAUCUACAGAUGACCAGAAUGCACUCCUCGAAGCAGGAGAACAGGAAGACUGGACAGAAGAAUUUGGGGAAGAACAUAUGGAAUAUGAUGGGGAAAUAGAUGUAGAAACUGAAGCUUUUGGUGUAGAAUUAGAGGACCUAUUGUAG